CAGGAAGCUGCGGCCCAGGGAUCAGGACAGCUUGUACCGGAAGACAACACCUUUGCCUACCUGGGUACCACCAAUACGUCAGUCGCCAGUUGCUCGGCAAAUCAGCAACACAACAUUCUUUCGUUUCCACUACCGCUCGAGCAGAAAGGUGCAGAUAUGAUCUAGCUACUGCUAUGCGUUGCUUCAGCACUGUUCACUCACGAUGAAGCCUACUGCAUGGCCUCUCCUGCUUCUGCAGGUCUUCUCGCCAGUCUGGGCAGAUGCGAAUCACGAACACACGACAGCCGACGUAGUCCACGGUCAUGAGACCAGCCAGUCUUACCGAGAGCCCGGUGCGGACCACGUCGAUGCCGCCAUCGCCAAGCUGCACGAGAUACAUCCCCCAUCCCACCACCACCAGAGGCGCAAGAAACCCGGAAUCCUGGGCACCAUCGGCCAGUUGGCAUGGAAGGCCGUCCCGAGCCUGCGCAUGAGCGCUCCACCAGAAGACGGCAACGGCGGUAGCAGCCACAAGACCAUCGACCCCCGGCUCGCCGAUGCAGUUAAGCACCUCGAGGCGGCCACCCACAAGAACAAUUCCGACGCUCUCUACCUACUCGGACACAUGAACUUCUAUGGCAACUACACACACCCAAGGGACUUUAAGAUGGCCUUUCACUACUUCCAGCAGCUCUCCGACCUGAACGGAAACAGCUCCGCCAUGUACAUGGUUGGUCUCAUGUACUCCACCGGCGUCGGAGGCUCGGUACAGCGGGACCAGGCCAGGGCACUGCUCUACUACACCUUCGCCGCGCUUAAGGGGCACACCAGGGCCGAGAUGACCUUGGCAUCCCGUCACCACACCGGCGUCGGCACCCCCAAGAGCUGUGAGACGGCUUGCAAGUACUACAAGAAUGUCGCGGACAAGGUCAUGGACUGGUACCGAUCGGGCCCACCCGGCGGCAUGAGCUGGACUAGGGAGUCCUCCCACAUCGCCGACGACUUCGGAGGCCUGUACGGCGAGGGAGCAAGUGUGUCCAGCUCUGGCAUCAACGCCGUUCGUCACCACCCUCACUCGGAUGCCUACGCAUCCAUCGAGGACAUUAUUGAGUACUUGGAUCUCAUGUCUAAUAAGGGUGAUUUUAAGUCGUCCUUCAACCUUGGCCGGAUUUACUACGAGGGCCAGAGGGGGUUGGAGCGGAAUCUCGGCAUGGCGGCCAAGUAUUUCUUCAUGGUGGCUAAGAAGUACUGGAAGCCUAACGGGCGAAUCGAGGAUAACUUCAAGCCAGGCCUUGAUAAGAUAGCAGCCAAAGCCGCUGGGUUUCUCGGCCGCAUGUAUAUGCGCGGCGAGGGUGUGCAGCAGGACUUUGACAGGGCCAAGUUCUGGUUCGACCGCGGCAUCUCCCACGGGGAUGCCCAGUCCCAGUUCUGCCUCGGGCUCAUGCUACUAAGGGGUUACGGUGUGCCCACAAACAUUGGAAAGGCUACUGAUCUCUUCAAGGCCUCCGCCGAUCAGGACUAUGCCCUGUCGCAAGUCCAGCUUGGUGUCCUCUUCCUUGACCGUGGGCAGCCGGAUGAUGUGCGCGUGGCCAACGACUACUUCGAGCUUGCCGCUAGGUAUGGCAACAUCGAGGCGCAGUACUACCUCGCAGAGAUGAUCCACCAUGGCAUCGGCCGGGACAAGGCCUGCGCCCAGGCUAUGACACUGUACAAGACGGUGGCAGAGAAGGCCGAGCCCCUCGUAUCGACGUGGCACGAGGCAAACAAUGCCUACGAAGAUGGCGACUACGAGCUUGCCUUCCUGGGUUACUUACAUGCAGCCGAGGAGGGCUACGAAUCUGCCCAGAACAACGUUGCCUACCUGCUCGACACGAGGCAGUCGAUGCUGUCCAAUAUUCUCGGGCUCAGCGAGGCUAGAUCUUCUCUGAUGGACAACCCCGCUCUUGCGCUCAUCUUUUACACUCGAUCGUCGAGACAAGGCAACAUGGACUCGCUGGUCAAGAUGGGCGACUACUACCUCGACGGGAUAGGCACGGACCUUGACAUCGACAAGGCUGUUAAGUGCUAUACAGGUGCAUCUGAGUAUCACCAGUCGGCUCAAGCGCUGUUCAAUCUCGGCUGGAUGCACGAGAAUGGAGUUGGGUUGGACCAGGACUUCCACCUGGCUAAACGCUAUUACGACCUCGCCCUUGCUACCAACGAUGAGGCAUACCUACCCGUGAAGCUGAGCCUGCUCAAGCUGCGUGCGAGGAGCUACUGGAACACGUUGACGCAUGGGCGGAUUAACUCGAUCCAAGACGAACCAGAAAACAACAAAGACUGGUCCUUCAGGGAGUGGGUCAACAAUUUUAUCCAGGAUGAUGGGCUCUUCUACGACGACGUCAUGUACGACGAUAUCUACGACGACACCAUGCCGGGAGGCGACGCACCUCACUACCCAGGGGCAGAAGACGACGGCUUUAUAGACACGCUGAUCAUCAUGGGACUGGCCAUGGCGCUCGCAUUCAUCGUCUACUACAGGCAACACCGGGAGCGUGCUGAGCAGGCUCGGAGGCAGAGAGAGCAACAGCAAGGACAGGGCCAAGGCCAGCAGCAGGGAGGGAACGCUGGCGCAGCCCCUAACAAUGGCGGCUUCCAACCACCAGUAAACCCAGCGUUUGAGGAUUGGAUUGCCGGUGGAGCUGCAAUCUGAUUCGAGACAGAAGAAAGCGACUGUAUUGUACAUAAGAUCAUACGAUAAGUUCACAUUGGUUCACUAAACUACAUAUUUAAGCACUGG
Messenger RNA from Diaporthe batatas, 2758 nucleotides. Its product is annotated as ubiquitin ligase complex subunit HRD3. The coding region runs from base 203 to 2671 and encodes 822 amino acids. Lineage: Eukaryota; Fungi; Ascomycota; Sordariomycetes; Diaporthales; Diaporthaceae. The record is from RefSeq and is a predicted model, not a curated record. Gene Ontology annotation, cellular component: endoplasmic reticulum membrane. Gene Ontology annotation, biological process: ERAD pathway. The transcript has 3 exons. Gene Ontology annotation, molecular function: protein binding.